AUGAUUAUCCCAAUGCCAGCUGUUGGUGCUAUGGGCGGGCCUCCAUCAGCCUAUGCCCUUUCCAGGCGCCCCUGGGUGAAUUUCGUGCUGUUUCUGCAGAGCGUUUUCUGCAUAGCUCGGAUAGUACUUUUUUUGGACAUAAUGGGGGCCUUCUUGAUGGCAAUCAUGAUAGCUGUUGGCUACUUUGGAAUCAGAGAGGAGAUUAACAUCCAGCUGCUGUGCUACUGGGGCAUGAUGUGCCUCAUUAACGGUGCCUUUGACUUGGUAAAGCUCAUAGACGUCUUGGUCAAGAGCCACAUGCCACUCUUCUCGUCGCGGGCGACUCCAGAGUACAACAUCGCAAAUGGCGUAGCUCUGGGAAUCCCCGUCGCCACCCUUCUUGGUGUGCCCUUAGCCUGGUGGCUCUACCAGGACUACGCGGGAGGUGGUGAGCCAUCUCCCUUGCCUGGCCCUGGCCCUGGGUAUCGAGAUCGCGAAGGUGAAAGCCGCUACACUGAACGAUCAAGCCUUCUGGGAUCAGGUGCUGGCACUUUCACGGCUUUCGAAGGUGAGGGCCGCCGACUUGGGGCGACGUGA
Molecule: messenger RNA, 576 nt
Organism: Symbiodinium pilosum
Lineage: Eukaryota; Dinophyceae; Suessiales; Symbiodiniaceae
Source: the annotation of a GenBank genome assembly